This is a messenger RNA of Macrobrachium nipponense, 4408 nucleotides long. RefSeq names its product anamorsin homolog (gene CIAPIN1). NCBI's taxonomy places the organism in Eukaryota, Metazoa, Arthropoda, Malacostraca, Decapoda, Palaemonidae. Gene Ontology annotation, molecular function: iron-sulfur cluster binding. Gene Ontology annotation, cellular component: cytoplasm. Gene Ontology annotation, biological process: iron-sulfur cluster assembly. The transcript has 4 exons. The coding region runs from base 236 to 1069 and encodes 277 amino acids. The record is from RefSeq and is a predicted model, not a curated record.
CGACUUUCCACGAACUCACCUUGACGCAACAACGAACUUCGGGGCUGGACCUUCGCCAUCGUAUUUCUCGUCACAAAUAUUCGUCUAUUUAUCGGUUUUAGUGGCUGAUAGGCUUACGUAAUUACUAUUAAGUUGGCUUCCUUGGUGAGAAAUCAACUGAGCAUUAGAGACAAGUCAUCAGCCAUCAGUCUUUGUUAAACUCCCAAAUGGGGUACAUUAUUAGGAAUAUAUCACCAUGUUUGGAAUAAGACCCUCGCAGAAAGUCCUGUUGUUGUGGAGUACUCCGGUAGAUGCCGAGGAGUUGCAGGCUAUGGUUGGAGAACUCAAGUCAGUUGUAGGAGCUGAAGGAAAAGUUGCCGUUGAGAAUGUAGAAAUGCUUGCUGACUCCAGCCAUGCAGGAAGUCAUUUCGACUUGAUUUUGGCUGGUGUCUUGCCCCCUUUCCAGUUUGAGAAUUCCUUAAACGUCUUAGGGGAGGCUUUACGAAUUCUGAAGCCGGGAGGGAGCCUUAUUGUACGUACCACUGAUAGUGCGACCACGCAAUCCACUCUAAAACUGACAGGGUUUACUUCCGUAUCCCAACCGGAAGAUGCGAGCCUCACAGACGAGCAGAAGAGGGACAUCAUAUCGCCCGUGUCAGAAAUCACAUGUCUCAAGCCAAAUUUUGAAGUUGGGUCGUCGAUGAAGCUGUCUUUCGCAAAGGCUCCUGCAAAACCUUCGGCAAACACUUGGAACAUCAACCUGACAGAUGACGAUGUUGAUCUCGAGGACCCUGAUGAUCUUCUUACUGAAGAGGACUUGAUUCGACCCGACCCAACGACUCUGAAAGUGUGCGGAACGACUGGAAAGCGAAAAGCAUGCAAAAAUUGCUCGUGCGGCUUGAAGGAAGAGUUGGACGCCGAAGACGAGAAAAGAGUGGAGGAAAACAAAAAGAACUUCAAGUCGUCCUGUGGUAACUGUUACCUUGGUGAUGCAUUUAGGUGUGCCUCCUGCCCAUACAUGGGUAUGCCAGCCUUUAAACCUGGUGAGAAAGUCAAGUUAGCUGAAAGUACUCUACAAGAUACAUCUUAAGGAAGAUUAGUACACUUACGAUGAAAACGAUGACAGUUGUAAAGUUAGUUCCGUUGAUAUUUACACAUGUAGUGCUGUCUCUUAUGGAAACCAAGUAUAUAUAUAAAUAUAUAUCUGACAUCAUUACUCUUUUAUCAUAAUACUGAAGGCAAACAGGUACUAAACUUGUGUAUCAUGUAGUACAGCGUAUGCAGCACUGAUUUACGUGCAUGUACUGUAGUUAGAUAAUAUUUUUCCUCACUUGGCCUUUGGUGUUUCAAACAAAACAAAUCCAUUAUACCAAAUAUCACAGUAGAGUUAAUAUAUUAUCCAAAAACCAUAUAAAUAACUCAGACCAUAUCAGUAAAAUGCUUUCUAUAUGAAGGUUGGCAGGUGGGAGAGGAAAGCAGAAUAAGUUGAACUUCACCAAUAAAUCACUUUUUUUUUCAACUGUUAAUACAACAUUGUAGCAUAGCAACAAUCUGUAUAUGAAUGACCCUUUUGACUUUUAUCACAGUUAGAAGUGAGUUUUGUAUAUUAUCCUCUGGCAUGUAUCAUUAGAUGUUAACAGAGGCCCUUGUUUUGGGUAAAGAAAUAUAGGUUGUAAUUUUAUUGAAGUUUUGUAUCUGAUUAUACCACAAGGAUGGAAGGUUUUGUAAGAUGUUUAAAGCAAAACUUACUUUACUGACAUGAAUAGUAUGGCAAGAUAAUGGUACAGUGUUUGUGAAUAUAUACCACCAGUCAACAGACUAUCUUCUAUUUUUGCAAAAUUGUUCUUCAAGAGAGAGGUAGCAGGUAUCUUGUUAGAAAAGUUAGAAAGGAGUUGGUAAAGUAAUUCCAUUUUUCUUAAUGCUUCUGACAGGCACGUCUUUUUGUUUAUCAGCGUCCUUUAUUGGCUUUUUAUUUGUACCUGUCAUUUAUGAAUACUUUAUGCAGGCAUUAAAAAGGUUUCUGUUUACUAUACUGAGAUAGAAAUAAUUUAUUAAUGGGCACUUAAAGGCUAGUUAUUGAUUUUCAUGUAAUUUAUCUCCCUUCCAGAUCUUGAUUCGAUAAGACUGCUCAAGAAUUGACUAUUUUUUAAAUGUAUUACAUGCCAACCAGCUAGCUUAUUACUCCCAGCAUUUAGCUUAGAGAUAUGAUUUCCAGCUGGACUGUGCAUGGUGGAAGUACUCCAGUGAAUGGUUAUUCUUCAUUUCAUUACGUCUUUGAUAUUUUUAGCUUAUUUCCAGCUACAAGUCAAGAUUGGCUACACUUUCUUUUGAAUGAACAUCUUUAAGUUUCUUGCUUUCAAUAAGUUAUCUGCUUAUUUAGUUUUUCUGUUGGUGAUCUCUAUCCAACUAUGCUGGCUCAAAAUUGUGUCCCAAGCCUCAUUAAGUCUUCAGCCUUUUGACUUGUUGUGUUAUAGUAAGAAUAUGAAUGAGAACGAUUGAGCUUUUAACAAACAGCGUGCUAGGCAAAUAUUGAGCUGGUAAUUGUCUUUUUCCAUGAAUCCUAUUGGGUGCACUGAUGUAUAGGUGAGAGGGGGUUACCCGAGUAUCAUCAAACCAUACUAGAGCUAAGAGAAGGGAUGUCUGAAUUUGAACGAGGGGCCAUAUCACAGUAGCUCUUCUCAUCUGUAGGUGAUCUUCCGGUAGUAAAGAUUUAUUUGAGGGGACCCUACCUUAUAAAGCAGUAAAAUUUAUAUUUUUCUCAGCCAGAUUUUAUCCUGCCUAUUGUAAUGAGGGAGGGUUACCUUCAUAUCUUUUAGGCAGUCUUUCCAUUCUUAACAGUGAAAGGCAUGAUUGUGAUGUUUUUCAUUAGUGCAGGAUUGUGGUCCAGGUUGUGUUUAAAGGACCUUGUCUGCUUGUGUAUCAUGAGAGUGCUAAUGGUUGAUAAUAACUGGACUGACAGCUAUAAAAGGCACUGCAUCAAGGCCUAAAUAAAUCCAUCCAAAUUUCAAAUGUAGUUCUAUUUUCUUUUGCACUUUGCAGCUUUUCAUUUACCCACAAAUUUUAAUCCUGAGUUGUAUAGCAUUUUUAUGGUUCUUAAGAGCAAAGUACAGUAUAUUGUGAUUGAUAAUAACUUAACUGUCAAUGUGAGUGCCUUAGGCUAUGAUUUAACUGUUUGUAUUAUUGCUUAAGUGCUCAGCAAGUUUUGACUUCAGUUAGCCAGUUGUGAACACAGGAUAUAUGGAACAUGUGCUGAGAACUGGAUGAAAGAAAAGUGGUUUGUUUUGGAUGACAUUUAGCAAGACUGCAGGCAGUUAAAGGGACUGCAAAAGGACUAAGUAAUAUACCAAAGAAAUAUGAGUCUUGGUUGUGAAGCUGAUGUCCAAUUUUUUAUUCUCAUAUCCACAAAAGGUCAUUAAUUUUGAAGGAAAGCAUUUUGGACACAGACAGGGAAGAUGGGAAAUCAUACUGUAGCAUAAUCUGCCCAUACAAUACGGUAGAACUUCAUCUAAAAAUUUAUAUAUUCUUCCAGAGGCUGAAGGAUGUUUGCAUUCUUUAAAAUUUAAAUGCUUUUUACUUGAGUCAUUUAUCAGGAAGUGGACCAUUUUGUAAAUGCGUUUUUUAUUUGUUAUUUUACAGUUUUUACUUGUGCCGAACAAAAUUAAUCAAAAUGUAUCAGUUUUAAAGGUCGCCAUGAAUCUUGUAAAACACAAUAUCUUGACUGUUCUUGCCAGUCUUUCAGGUUUCUUUUGUAAAAGUCUUGGGUUCUUCUAAUUGUUGGAAAGGUGUGUAUGACUACAAGUACAGUAGUUCUGUGUUCGAGUAGUGUAUUGCAGUAAGUCCCACCUCUGGAAAUUUUUAGUGCUUAGAUCACCAUCUUGUUACUUGCAUAAUUUCAAAACUUUUUUUAAGAUGUGUGUUAGACAUUUUGUGUUAAGUUAAGUUGCUUACCAAGAUGUCAUGUUAUUCAUGAAACAGAUGAUUUGUAAUCCAUAAUCAGUCCUUUAUCAGAUAUCACAAGUGUUUUAUGCCUUGUGAAUAAUUUAUAAAAGCCAAUUGUGACUUUUAUUAAAUUGUUAAUGAGAAUUAUUGUUCAAUGUGGUACUACAUUAGUGAAGCAUUGCUUUCCAUUAGUAAGUCUUCACUGAACAGUAUUUAAAAAAUAUAUUUAUUUUUGUCUGCAGAAAACUUCUAAAUAAGUUUUUUUCUAUGUAAUGACUUACAAUCUUCAGAUGUGUGGAAUUUUACUGAAGUUUAGUUUAAGGUCGAGAACAUAACAAUCAGCUGAUGAUAAUAUUUUUGUAUUCUUAAAUGUCUGUUGGGUGUGGUUAUCAGGAAUUGUAUGGAGUUUAAUUUUAAUACUGUAUAUUGUAUUGACAGGUAUACCUGAAUUUCGUCAUUCCUGGCAUAAGGAAAUAAAAGAAAACAUUGC